Messenger RNA from Schistosoma guineensis, 2078 nucleotides. Lineage: Eukaryota; Metazoa; Platyhelminthes; Trematoda; Strigeidida; Schistosomatidae. The record is from the annotation of a GenBank genome assembly.
CUUGAGUACAUAUAUAAGCAUACAAAUACAUGCACUCAAUUUACAUGAUUCAUAAAUAUAAAUUACUGAUGAAAAAGGCAUUAUCCAUUGUUUAUUCUAUCAUUUCCGCUUUUUACCUGAACAACAGUUUAAUUAAAUAAUAUUGCGAGUCAAAUAGCAAAGUUACUGAACUGUUGAAUAGAUUAAAUACUUACUGACAGAGCCAACAGAAAGUAAAAAGAAACUCUGAGCAACAAAAAAUAAGGACAUAACUGUUUUUGUGAUAAGUGGAAUUUGUCUGUCCAACUACUACUACUACUAUCACUACCACCCCCCUUCAUGUCAUUCUGACGACUACUAACAUACUAAUAAUUGUCUAUUGCUUGAUGUGUGUGUACCUCUACGUGACCUUCAAGUGGUAACCAAUCAAAUCUAUCGCUUUUGAAUCAGUGGUAGACGAAGUUUGUGAUUGUUGAUUAUUCAAAUCUCAAAACCAAUAGUAUUAUUUAUCGUACAUACUGAAAGUCUAUUGUAUGAUAAUGACGAUGAAGGACGAAGUUGUCGUUCCCCCUGGUCUAAGGGAAUUAUUACAAGAAUUAACUGUGUCUAUACUGCGAGAACACCCUGAUAAUUUAAUUCAGUUUGCUAUUGAUUUCCUAAUGAUGAAGAAGGCGGCAUCAGAAAAUCGUCCAAAUAAAACAACUGAAAGUGAAGAUGAAGAUGAGGAACCUAUGCCUAUACCUCCACAAAGAGCUACUCGAAGAGCUGGUGUAGCUGCGGAAAGUUAUGAUCCAGAAAAAGAUGAUACUUCAAAUGUAGAGAAAGUUGUACAUCCUAAAACAGAAGAACAACGUCGAAGAUUAGCUCAAGCCACUAAAGAUAUUCUCCUUUUCCGAUGUCUUGAUGAUGAUCAAAUGAAAGAUGUUAUUGAUGCCAUGUACGAACGUCAUGUAUCACCUGGUGAAAAAGUAAUUACACUUGGUGAAGAUGGUGAUAAUUUUUAUGUAAUAGAAAAAGGAGUUUAUGAUAUCAUUGUGAAAGUUAGUAAUGAAGAAAAAACUGUUGGAAAAUACGACAAUAAAGGGUCUUUUGGUGAAUUGGCACUGAUGUAUAAUACACCACGAGCUGCAACCAUUUUAGCCAAAACUGAAGGUGUAGUUUGGGUAAUGACACGUGAAGUUUUUCGUUCAAUUGUAUUGAAAAAAGCAUUUGAAAAACGUAGAUUAUAUGAAGAACUACUUAAUCAAGUACCAAUCCUAGAAAGUCUCAGUGCUUAUGAACGCAUGAGUAUUGCAGAUGCAUUAAGAACAAAAAUCUUCAAAGAUGAUCAACAAAUUAUCAAACAAGGUGAUCCAGGUGAUGAAAUGUUCUUUGUUGAAGAAGGCAAAGUACGCAUUAAAAUGAAAAGAAGCGGAGAAACAGAAGAAAAAGAAGUAGCUGUUAUUGAAAAAGGUGGUUAUUUUGGUGAAUUAGCUUUAUUAACAAGUCAUCCACGUGCUGCUUCAGCAUAUGCUGAUGGUCAUACUAAACUUGCUGUAUUGGAUGUUGGAAGUUUUGAACGUUUACUUGGUCCUUGCUUAGAUAUACUCAGAAGGAAUAUUGACGAUUAUGAAGCUAAACUAAAAAAUAUUUUUGGUAGUUUAGAUAAAGUACCGGAAUUAAGACGUUAAUUAUGAAUUACUUUUGAUGAUUAACGUCUUGAUUUACAUGUGAUCACCGAUUACUAUAAUAAUUAUUAUUCUUAUCGUAAUUACACUGUUCUUUGUGUUCAACCGAAUGAUCCAACUUUCAUGGAUAUUCAUAUUCUUUGAUUAGUGAAAGGAGAUGAGUCAGAUCAUAGUGAGUACAGUAUAUAUUUUGUUUUUAUUUGCUUAUAUAUAUAUAAUUUAAAACAAAAUUAUGUACAUAUACGUAUUUUCCUCUUUUUUUUUUGUUGUUGGUUGUUUACUUAAGUGGUAAUCUGGAAUCUACAUGUUUCCAUCUAAACCGUUACUCGAUUUUUUUUCUCCAAAUUGUUUCAAACUGUUUCUAAUCCUUUCAUUAAGUAACUCGUAAUUUUAGUCACUAUUAACAUUACUAUUAUUAUUAUUAUUAUUAUU